Homalodisca vitripennis (glassy-winged sharpshooter) is the source of this 846-nucleotide messenger RNA. RefSeq names its product zwei Ig domain protein zig-8-like. Gene Ontology annotation, cellular component: neuron projection membrane. The transcript has 4 exons. The record is from RefSeq and is a predicted model, not a curated record. Gene Ontology annotation, biological process: synapse organization. NCBI's taxonomy places the organism in Eukaryota, Metazoa, Arthropoda, Insecta, Hemiptera, Cicadellidae. Bases 37 to 654 code for a protein of 205 amino acids.
UCAAGUCAUUCUGUAACACAGCAGUACUUGGUCAACAUGGCUGUUUUGGAUAGUUGUCAGUUUUUUGUAACUUUAGUGCUCAUAUUAUUUUCUUCUUUUUCGGUUACUAACGGAAGAUCUAUAAUAGAUGAAGACGCAACAAUAAACACGAAUGAACAUGGCGAUCAUCUAAUAUCACAGCCUUACUUUGAAAAUUUCUAUCAAAGGAAUGUGACCAUCACCGAGGGGCAGAGUGCCUACCUGCACUGCCGUGUAAAGAACUUGGGCAAUAAAACGGUUGCCUGGGUUCGUGUACGAGACGUGCAUCUCCUGACGCUCGAUAAUGUGACCUACACGAGUGACUGGAGGUUCCGUUCUAUUCAUGAUGACGACACAGACGAUUGGACGCUCAAGAUCGGCUUCACAAAGUUGAGAGAUUCAGGCAUUUAUCUGUGCCAAGUCAAUGCGGAACCUUGGAUUACGCAAGACUUCAAGCUCAACGUAGUCGAGGAGGAACCAUCUAAAACGUAUGGGUAUACUAUCAACGGCAGAAGUUCUUCCGAUACUACUGCUACAACACUUCCAUCUUCUUCGGUGAAAGAUUCAUCGAAUAUCCCUACCACUUCAACCCCUCGGGAUGAUGCUCUCAUCCCCCCUCCACUGGUGAUUCAAUAAAUUCGACCUUUUGAUGUAAUACACGUAGGAAAUGUCACGACUAUAAAAAGUGAUUUAUUAAAAAUAUUAAUAUUUUCUAAUUAUAAUAUUUUGUAACAUAAAACGGAGUAGACGUAUAUAAAUUACUGUUAUAUGAAAUAGUACACCAUUGUAUUAAAGAUUAUUGAAUAAAUAAAUUUGUUUUUGCUUUAA